AUGUCGGUACCUGAAGUCGCCGUGUUACUGACUGAAGUGAACCGAAAAAACCUAUACGCCCCGCCAAUGCCAACCACAACCAAGUGGUACAUGAAGGGCGAGAAAAAGGGAAGAACAAUUUCAACAACCGGUGAUGUCGAACACCGCCUAAAG
Pelobates cultripes (western spadefoot toad) is the source of this 153-nucleotide messenger RNA. The record is from the annotation of a GenBank genome assembly. Lineage: Eukaryota; Metazoa; Chordata; Amphibia; Anura; Pelobatidae.